Messenger RNA from Schizophyllum commune H4-8, 1855 nucleotides. Its product is annotated as putative cyclic AMP-dependent protein kinase regulatory subunit. Lineage: Eukaryota; Fungi; Basidiomycota; Agaricomycetes; Agaricales; Schizophyllaceae. Gene Ontology annotation, biological process: regulation of protein phosphorylation. Bases 90 to 1592 code for a protein of 500 amino acids. Gene Ontology annotation, cellular component: nucleus; cAMP-dependent protein kinase complex. Gene Ontology annotation, molecular function: cAMP-dependent protein kinase regulator activity. The transcript has 2 exons. The record is from RefSeq and is a predicted model, not a curated record.
CUUGUCUCUUCCCCUCAUCUCACUGUCACAUAUCGCACUCCUGCAGCACCCCAGUCGGUGCUGCUGAGGAUCUCCGUGCAAACCUAGCUAUGUCAACCUUCGAAACACUCAUUGACGACCUCACGCGAGACGUGAACCGCGCGCAGCCGAAGGACGCUCUGCAGUUCUGCGCCAGUUGGUUCCAAUCUCGCCUCGAGGAACAGAGGAUACGCAUGCGAGACGUGCUAUCCCAGCGCUCCCACUCCUUCUCCAGAGACGUCCCUUCCGAGAUGUACAUUGAUAUCCCUGUGGGCAGUGGGCGCGAUGGCGCGCCGGCGAGCGUGUCGCCCUUCACCCAGGCACCUCCUGCGCCCCGGCCUUCGUUCCGUGCAAGCAUCGCGCCAUCAAGCAACAGUCCGUUUGGCACACUGAACGUACCGGGGAACGCGCUCCUGGCGAACCGAGCACCUAGUCCCCGCGCACGCUUUCAAGUGGACGGACGCGAACUGCCACCGACCUCUCCCCUUAGCCCUGGCGAUCCCUUCGCUCCCUUCGAGACCUCCGGUGCGAAUGGCCUGAACCCAUCGGAGUACCUCCAGCCCCCCAAUGCAUCCAUCUUCGCUCGCCGCGCGUCCGUGUCGGCCGAGUCGAUCUCGGUCGACGCGUUGAACCGCGAAGAGACGAAGACGCGCGUAUUUCCCAAAACACCAGAUCAGAUGCGCCGUAUACAAUCAUCGACGGCGAACAACUUCAUCUUUCGCGAUCUGACAGAGGAACAGAAGCGCGCUGUCUUCCUGGCCAUGCAGGAGAUGACGGUGGACAAGGACACGGUGGUGAUCCGGCAGGGCGACGACGGGGACUACUUCUAUAUCGUCGAAUCAGGCUUACUGCACUGUUUCAUACGACCAGAGCCGCUUCCUCCGUCCUGGAAGCAUGCACCGAAAACGCCAACGCCUUUGAUACGGGAAGACGAGUCGGAAGAGAUGUUCCUACAACCAGACACUCACCGCGAGUUUGGCAAGAGGGUCGCCGAGUAUCCUGCCGGCACAUCGUUCGGCGAGCUCGCGCUCAUGUACGGCCAUGCUCGUGCCGCCACGGUUCUCUCGGUCGAGCCGUCCUCUCUCUGGAAAAUCGAGCGUCGCGAUUUCCGUCACGUCGUCGUAGGCUUGGCGCACAAGCGGCGCUCGAUGUACGAGCAAUUCCUCUCGACGGUCACUCUGCUCUCGUCGCUGGACGCGUCAGAGCGAAGCAAGAUCGCGGAUGCGCUUGUGAGCCGAGUAUACGAAGACGGGCAGGCCGUCGUGAAGCAGGGCGAGACUGGCGACACGUUCUUCUUCGUCGAAGAGGGAGAGGCGUGCGUUACCAAGAGACCGCAGGACGGCGAGGAUGGGGAGGAGAUAGUCGUGGGUCACCUGAAGAAGGGCGACUACUUUGGAGAGCUGUCUUUGCUUCGUUUGGCGCCACGCGCCGCUACUGUUAGCGCUGUCGAGAGGGAAGAUCCGAAUCAGCCCAAGCUGAAGGUAGCGGCGCUGGACGCGCCUGCCUUUACGCGGUUGCUGGGACCACUUCGGGAGAUAAUGGAGCGCAAGGCCGGGGAGACGUACGGGCGCUGAUCUGGUAUUUGUUGUGCAAUGUUCACGGGCAUGGUGAUCUACCAAGUGUAUCCACUAGUGUUGUUAUUCUUGCAGUUGUAUCGUUCUGGAAUCGGAAUAGUGCUUUGAAGUCUGCUGUGUGCUUCGGAUUAGCUGGACGUCCCGGAAGGGCAGUCGACAAGUCCGGAUUGUGGGUGCUAACACGUGGAUUGUUGCGGUCAAUACUUCCGAGCCUCGGGCCCAAGAAAUUCAUUUUCUCCCUUGUCAUCGCCCCGCACCUUGUC